This is a messenger RNA of Pseudocercospora fijiensis CIRAD86, 1159 nucleotides long. RefSeq lists its product as uncharacterized. The record is from RefSeq and is a predicted model, not a curated record. The coding region runs from base 101 to 1057 and encodes 318 amino acids. NCBI's taxonomy places the organism in Eukaryota, Fungi, Ascomycota, Dothideomycetes, Mycosphaerellales, Mycosphaerellaceae. The transcript has a single exon. Gene Ontology annotation, cellular component: transcription factor TFIID complex. Gene Ontology annotation, biological process: transcription initiation at RNA polymerase II promoter. Gene Ontology annotation, molecular function: protein heterodimerization activity.
ACACAACACAUUCCGGAGCGUCUUCACACUCAGGAUGAGCAGAUACCACGAGCUGUAGUGCAACAACUCCGAUCCCACCGGCCAUUUGGGACAUCUCUUAAUGGCUUCCGAUCCAGAACCAGCCGUCGCUGGCACGAAACGACCACACGAUGCCUUGGACGACGCGCCUCAGAAGAGGCGACGAGUCCGACGUGGCGCGCUGCGACAUGUACAACAACGUCCUACAGAUAUCGAACUAGCGCCGCAAGAUCCAGUCUUCGUGCAAGGUCAGAUCCUCAAAAGCAUCAGCGCAGCCCUAGUGAUGGCAGGCUACGACUCGGUCAAGCCUUCAGCGCUCGAGAUGUUCCGCGCACAGGUGGAAGAAUACAUGCUGCAAUUUCUGAAGCAGGCGCGAACAUCUAUGCAUGCCAACAGAAGGACAAGGCCGACAGCGCUAGAUUUCGCUUCAGCGCUUGCACAGACACCAAUAACGCACACCGCUUCUCUGCUGGAGCCUCAACUCGAUCUAGAGCUACCGGAAGAUAUCUCAUAUCCUUCCAUUCCAGAGCCAGAUCAUGCGCCUCCACAAGCUCCAGACUUCUCUACACUUCUCCAACCGCUGAUUGAGCAAAAGCCGCCAACGUGGAUACCAAAUCAUUUUCCGGCACUCCCGCCACAACAUGCGUGGAAGCAGACACCGGUGUUCCCCGCAAGAGAGAAAGAUGCGCGGCAAAUGCGCAAGAAGGCGACUGAGGAAGGCAUGCUGGCAGAACAGGCAUUAAGGAAAUUGGCGGCUGCUGCAAAGACCAGCGCGAUGCAUGCUGAGAAGAGAAGAAGCAGCGUUUUGAGCGGCGAAGGCCGGGCUAGAGAACCAGCAAGAUCGCAUAAACAAGGGACGAAGGUGCAUGAGGAUACAUUUGGAGACGUGCUGCGCGAGGUUGGUGGCGUCGAGGAUGCCAUGGAGUUAGAUGGAGCGACGAACGUGAGGGAUGGCAUGGAUCAGGGAAUGCCAGAAGGUGUCAUGGUCAAUCACGAUCUGGUGCAUUGGCGAAGACAGCAGAGAGGACUCCGGGCAUAAGGCUGAGUCAUGCGUCAUGGACCGAUGAGCGCCAUGUAUCUCGAAGUGAGAUUGUUUGAACUACUUAGCGUGGCGUUGGCAGGACCUUGCCUUGGGAAUAUU